UCUGUGCAGAACAACUUCUGCCUGAAAAACAGGAGUGUAGCUUCAGGAUGGUGAAGGAGGAUCCAUCAAAGAAGAAAACCAGGCACCACAGACCCUCUGGUGUCUCCUUUUCCUCUUUGACACAGACCCUUCCCUGUAAAAAGGAAGAGGAAGACUCACUGACGCCCCACCUAAAAGAGGGAAGAGGCGGAACACAGCAUCAGUCAGGAGGGAGAUCAUAUUGAAGAACUGGUGGAGUUCCUAGUGACUGGUGUCCCUGUGAAGAGUGAAGAUGAUGAGGUCAAAGGUGAAAGUGAGGAGAAGAGAGAGGCGGAGCCUCCAAGCAGCAGCUCAACACAACACAUGACAACAGAAGCUGAUGGAGACCACUGUGGAGGAUCACAAGCAGACAAGCUCUUAGCUCCACUAUCAGAUAGUGAGGACACAACGUCACACUCUCCUGACACUGAUGAUGAAGACUCUAAAGAUGAUAAGACAUGUCACACUGACAACACCCACUUGAAAUGUUCUCACUGUCACAAAACCUUUAAAAACCAUUGUCAUCUGAAAAGACACAUGAGUACACACACUGGAGAAAAACCUUUUACCUGUUCAAUCUGUAGUAAAGGUUUUGUAGAAGGUCGCAAUUUGAAAGUACACAUGAGAAUACACAUUGGUAAAAAACCUUUUAUCUGUUCAAUCUGUGGUAAAGGUUUCGUACAAAGUCACAGAUUGAAAGUACACAUGAGAACACACACUGGUGAAAAACCUUUUUCUUGUUCAAUCUGUGGUAAAGGUUUUGUAGAAAGGUCUGGUUUGAAAAUACACAGAACAACACACACAGGAGAAAAAUCAUUUAUUUGUUCAAUCUGCAGUAAAGGUUUUGUUCUAAGUAACUAUUUGAAAAUGCACAUGAGAACACACAAUGGUAAAAAACCUUUUUCCUGUUCAAUCUGUGGUAAAGGUUUUGAAAAAAGUUUCAAAUUGAAAGUACACAUGAGAACACACACUGGUGAAAAACCUUUUAUCUGUUCAAUCUGCAGUAAAGGUUUUGUAGAAAGUUGCAAAUUGAAAGUACACAUGACAACACACACUGGUGAAAAAACAUUUUCUUGUUCAAUCUGUGGUAAAGGUUUUGCUCUAAGUACAUAUUUGAAAGUGCACAUGAGAACACACACUGGUGAAAAACCUUUUAUCUGUUCAAUCUGUGGUAAAGUUUUUGUACAAAGUCACAAUUUAAAAGUACACAUGAGAAUACACACUGGUGAAAAGCCUUUUUCUUGUUCAAUCUGUGGUAAAGGUUUUGCACAAAAGUCUGGUUUGAAAAUACACAGAACAACACACACAGGAGAAAAAUCUUUUAUUUGUUCAAUCUGUAGUAAAGGUUUUGUUCUAAGUAACUAUUUGAAAGCGCACAUGAGAACACACACUGGUGAAAAACCUUUUUCCUGUUCAAUCUGUGGUAAAGGUUUUGUAGAAAGUUGCAGAUUGAAACUACACAUGAGAAUACACACUGGUGAAAAACCUUUUAUCUGUCCGAUGUGCAGUAAAGGUUUUGUAGAAAGUUUCAAAUUGAAAGCACACAUGACAACACACACUGGUGAAAAACCUUUUUCUUGUUCAAUCUGUGGUAAAGGUUUUGCUCUAAGUAAAUAUUUGAAAGUGCACAUGAGAACACACACUGGUGAAAAACCUUUCUCCUGUUCAAUCUGUGGUAAAGGUUUUGUUGAAAUUCACAACUUGAACGUACACAUGAAAACACACACUGGUGAAAAACCUUUUAUCUGUUCAAUCUGCAGUAAAGGUUUUGUAGAAAGUUGGAAAUUGAAAGAACACAUGACAACACACACUGGUGAAAAACCUUUUUCUUGUUCAAUCUGUGGUAAAGGUUUUGCUCUAAGUAAAUAUUUGAAAGUGCACAUGAAAACACACACUGGUGAAAAACCUUUUCUCUGUUCAAUCUGCAGUAAAGGUUUUGUAGAAAGUUGGAAAUUGAAAGAACACAUGAGAACACACACUGGUGAAAAACCUUUUUCUUGUUCAAUCUGUGGUAAAGGUUUUGCUCUAAGUAAAUAUUUGAAAGUGCACAUGAGAACACACACUGGUGAAAAACCUUUCUCCUGUUAAAUCUGUGGUAAAGGUUUUGUAGAAAGUCACAACUUGAAAGAACACAUGAGAACACACACUGGUGAAAAACCUUUCAUAUGUUCAAUCUGCAACAGAAGCUUUUGUGAAGACACCCAGGAGAGAAAGUGUUGAGUUGCAGUGUGUGUGGUGAAAGAUUCUCUUCUAAGUACCAGUGUAAGAAACACAAGUGUGCUGGUGAGAACAGCAGCAGCAAAUGAAACUGCAGGAUUUGAAAUAAACUGUCAAGACUUUAAUUUUGACUUUCUAACAACAUCAUGUGUGACAUUGUUGUUUGUGUAACAAUCUUUUUAAUAUGCUUCUACAUUUAUAUAUUUUAUGUUGGUGCUUUUUUCAGUCAAGUACAUGCAUUAAUAUGCAACAUUGUGUACUUUUAUUAAACAUUGAACAGAACAAUUUGACUGAAAAGGUGAGAGUAAACAGUACAAGACAUAUUUUACAUACAAUAAAAAAAUGUAUGUGUAUAUAAAUUCAUCAUACAAUUUUAGACUUAUUCACAAUAGUGUUUUCUAUAUGUGUUUGAAAUAUUGAAGUGUGACAUAUUUGUAUUUCUAAUUGUUAAUGAUCCCAUAGAUUAGCACCUUUAUAUGAUAUACAUAUGUACUGGUUCACAUCUGAAACAUCAUCUGGACCACUUCAGGAAGCAUAUUAUUAUUUACUUUAUAUAUCAUUUGAACAGUUGUCUUUUGUACCAUUUUAAAAUGUGUGACUUUAUGAAUUAAAUGUUGGGUCUCUAUAAUCCAAUUUAUUAAUUAUCUUUAUUACUCUCUUUUGUAACAUGAUGAUUGUGUUGUGAUUGUUUUAUAUGUAUGUCCCCAGACCUUUAUGCAAUAUAAAAGUGAGAGAAAAUGACUGAAUUGUUUGUGGAAGGAUUUUUUUGUUUUUGCAAACAUACAUUUGUGGAUAAAACAAACAUUUCCAUUAUUGUGUUUUAAACAUUUUUUAUGUUUUUUUUCUUUUUCUUGUUUAACAUCCCCAAAACAAUAUCAAUUUCAGAAAACAAGUUUGGAGUGUCAGGCAAAAGCCGAUAUUGUACAUCAUCCCACAGAGAUUUACCUUGCAUGCAUUCAUAAAAUAAACUGUUUAUUUUA
Molecule: messenger RNA, 3215 nt
Organism: Entelurus aequoreus (snake pipefish)
Lineage: Eukaryota; Metazoa; Chordata; Actinopteri; Syngnathiformes; Syngnathidae
Product: gastrula zinc finger protein XlCGF57.1-like
Exons: 1
Coding region: 343-2106 (587 amino acids)
Biological process (GO): regulation of transcription by RNA polymerase II; central nervous system development
Cellular component (GO): nucleus
Molecular function (GO): RNA polymerase II cis-regulatory region sequence-specific DNA binding; DNA-binding transcription factor activity, RNA polymerase II-specific
Source: RefSeq, a predicted model, not a curated record